Molecule: messenger RNA, 1416 nt
Organism: Entrophospora sp. SA101
Lineage: Eukaryota; Fungi; Glomeromycota; Glomeromycetes; Entrophosporales; Entrophosporaceae
Source: the annotation of a GenBank genome assembly
AUGGAAAAACAUUUGUCUUCGGCAGAUCAAGAACUUUCUUUUAAAAAUAAAAAAAUAAAAACCGUUGAUACAAAUGAAAAAACUUCUUUAACAAUUAUCGACAACACCGAUAAUGAUCCACCAAUUCUUAUCAAUUCUGAUUAUAUCAAUUCACAAUUUAUCAAAAAAUUUCAUCAAACAUAUCAAAAUAAGCAAGAGUUUAACGAUCCUGCUACUUUAGCAAAAACUUAUACUUCACCUUUCCCUAUAACUUUGCUACCAAACAUAUUUUCUUCGGAUUUUCUAAAAUCAAUAAGAUCAGAAUUAGAAGCUGAUACAUUUUAUCAUAAAUCAAAUGACUUGUAUGAAUUUUAUCAAAGCGAGGAUUUGAAAUUAACAAAGUCACCAAAUUUAAUAAAGCUUCGUGAAACAAUCUAUUCGGAUCUAUUUGUUAAAACAAUUUCAGAAUUAACAGGUGUGGUGGAUUUGGAUUCUACACCAGAUUUAUCAGCUCAUCAAUACAUUCAAGGGAAUUAUUUGUUAUGUCACGAUGAUGAUAUUAAAGAUGAUGAUAACAUGCAUGGCAGAAGGAUUGCCUUUAUUAUUUAUUUAGUUGAUGAGGAUUGGUGUGAAGAUGAUGGUGGAAAAUUGGAUUUGUUUAACAUAGACAAUCUUGGACAACCAAAUCAAAUAAUACGAUCGAUAAUUCCGUCAUGGAACACCAUGGUCUUUUUUGAAUUGAGUCCAACUUCUUAUCAUCAAGUUUCUGAAGUUUUGACUAAUUCGAAAAUCCGAUUUUCAAUUUCUGGUUGGUUUCAUGGACCUUUAAACACUCGAUUAUCAAUAGCAAAAUUCAUUCCACCAAUUCCAAAAGUUUACAACAUCAAUGAACUCGUUAAUCCUGCUUAUCUUACUAAAGAAGGUACAAAAAAUAUUUUAAAGGCGUUGAGAAAUGAAGCAUCUAUCGAACUUCAUCAAUUCUUACAACAAGAUGUCUACAACAAAUUAGUUAAGAGUCUUGACAAAGAUGCCGAAUGGAAUGAUGAUCCUGUUGGACCACCUUUUAUUCGUAAAUAUCACUUGAUCAAAAGGCCAACAAUAGAUGAAGAAGACAGUGAGGAUGCCGAUACCCCCUAUUACAUGCACAUUUAUAAAUUCUUUCUUUCUGACACUUUUAAAUCUUUUAUUUCAGAAAUAUCAUGUUUUAAUACACUUGCCAUAUCUUCUGAAAUAAGGAGAUUUCAAUGUGGUGAUUACACUUUAAUACAUGAUCAUGCAAUGGAUAAACAAGGUCUGGAUGUAAUACUUUCAUGUAUUGUUCAUGAAUGGAAUAUAAAUUGGCAAGGUGGAACUCAUUAUGUGUCACAGGAAGAAGAAUUAUUGACUAUAUCUCCGAAACCCAAUACUUUAAGUAUCGUGGUUAGAGAUGCUAGCUAA